Molecule: messenger RNA, 8833 nt
Organism: Canis lupus familiaris (dog)
Lineage: Eukaryota; Metazoa; Chordata; Mammalia; Carnivora; Canidae
Gene: SEC16A
Product: SEC16 homolog A, endoplasmic reticulum export factor
Exons: 30
Coding region: 303-7130 (2275 amino acids)
Biological process (GO): COPII vesicle coat assembly; autophagy; Golgi organization
Cellular component (GO): endoplasmic reticulum exit site; ER to Golgi transport vesicle membrane
Source: RefSeq, a predicted model, not a curated record
GGCAGAAUGGGAGGGUCGCGCCUGCGCCAGGGCGCCGCUCGGGUUCUCGGCGUCGCCGAGUAGCCGAUCUCGGUGGGUGCGCCCGCUGGCUUCGGCCGAUCAAGACUAGACCCUCACUUGGGUCUGACCGAAGAGCCCGACUCUUCUCCCGUCCUAAGACAAGGAAAGACUGAGAGGAAGAGCUGGCGUGACGGGUGCGUCUCCGGGUAGCCCGCCGCGCGCCCCGCCCGAAAGUUCAAAUUAAGGAAACCCUAUAUCCUGCUUCUUUCUGUAAGUGGAUCUAAUUGUGCAAAAGAUCAAUCAUGCAGCCACCACCCCAGGCAGCCCCAUCAGGCGUGAUUGGGCCACCUCCAGCUGGGACUCCUCAGAGCAUGUUCUGGUCCAACAGACCGUAUAGGAGACAGGCAAAUAAUAACACACCCGUGACUCCAAUAACUUGCCCACUGCAGCCGGUGACGGAUCCAUUUGCUUUUAGUAGACAGGCGCUACAAAGUACAUCGUUGGGCAGUUCAUCCAAAAGCAGCCUGCCCAUUUUGCAAGGCCCAGCCCCAGCAGCGUUCCCUCAGCGCCCUGGUCUGCCUGUGCCUCACACAAAUGCUGGGGAUACCCCCCAAGGACCUGUGUCACAGCCCAGAGCAGAUGGUGGUCUGUUUUCCAGUGUGUUGACCCCUUCAGCACCAUUGGAGUCAGAGUUGAACCGGAGUGCCGACGGUGCUCCCAGCUCAGAACCCGAAGUUCAGACUCUGUCGUGUCCUCAGUACAUUCCAGGAGUGGGUCCUGACGGUUCCCACGGGGGGCAUCCACCCAUAAACCUGCCUGGGCCUGAUAGGCCCCUGAGUACGCAGAACCUGCACGAUGGUGCUCCGGCAUUAGCACCGCCCCCUUUCAUCCCUCAGCCUCAUCAGCCGACGCCAGGCCAGUGGGGGCCAGGGCAGAGCAGCCCACAACCCUCAGGUCAGCACUACUGGCCUCGCCCAGAAGGAUCUGUUCAGAAUGCGGUGCCCCAUGCCUCCAGUGUUCCUCACUUCCCUGCUCCAUCCAACCCGCACCAUGGUCCUGGCCACGAGCAGCUCAACCCACUGAUGCCUUUGCCAGGGCCCUUAGCCAGUGACGGAAGCACCGAGGCAGCCUACCUGCAAAGUGGAAACCACUCAACAAGUAACUUUGAUCCUGAAAAUGCAUUCAGGCAAAAUUCUCAAGCUGGGAAUACUCGGGUGAGCCAGGAGCUCAGGCCAAGUCCAGGAGUGAAUAAAGAGCAGUUGCCAGACCUUGCUCUCAUUAAUCCCCUCACUCAGGGAAAUAGCCCAGAAAGCCAUUUGCACUAUCCCCUCGGGGCUGGGACCAGCCGGGCCCUGCCAGAAGUGGACUCGGGAGCUCUCUCUAUGUUUUUCCAAGGUGGGGAGACAGAAAAUGAGGAGAACCUCUCAUCUGAAAAAACAGGCUCUGCUGGUCAGUGUGACUUCGAUGGCUUCUCCCCCAGUCCUGCACUCGGUCAUGCUCCUGCCCAUAUGGGAGCAGGUAGCAUUUACCAGGCCUUUCCCAAAGGUUCCAGCAGUGAGGCCACGCAGCCAGGAGGGCAUCCACAACCUUAUUUUUCUCAGUCUGCAGGUGCCCAGCCUGAUAGACCCACCACAGCAAAUGCUGCCAUCACCCUGUGGGGCAGCACAGCCAAUGCAGGUACGCACGCUGCCAGUAGCUCACAAUCUGAGAACGUGGAAGACCUUGAAUUCAUUCAGAAUCAGGAAGUCCUGCCAAGUGAGCCCCUGAGCUUGGACCCUUCCACCCCGAGUGAUCAGGUCAGAUAUGGGCCCCUUCCCAGGCCAGCCAUCCCCAGGCUCGGUGUUGUGGGCCUUGCUGGAGGCGGGGGCCCAAAUCUCGAGGCACCGGAUUCAGCACCGCACCCUGUACGAUCUGAUAGCGUGUCAUCCAGUUACAGCAGCAAGAGCCACAGGAAUCCUUCGAGUGCAGCCAGGCCCCAAGAAUUGGUAGGUACUUUCAUUCAGCAAGAAGUUGGAAAACCUGAAGAUGAGUCUUCGGGAAGUUUUUUUAAGCAAAUAGAUUCUUCUCCUGUGGGAGGUGAGACAAACGGGACCACCAUGAGCCAGAAUCACCACAGCAGCCUGUCUCAGCCCUCAACCCCCAGCCCUCCGAAACCCACUGGGAUAUUUCAGACAAGUGCAAAUAGUUCAUUUGAACCAGUGAAAUCCCACUUAGUUGGAGUAAAACCAGUUGAGGCCGAUCGGGCCAAUGUGGUGGGUGAGGUGAGAGGAACCGCUGCCUACCAGAAGCAGCGCAGACCCACUGCUGCCCCACCUGACACCUCCCCCGGCAACCUGGAGCAGCCGCCAGACAACAUAGAGACCCUGUUCACACUCCAGGCCUGUUCUCCGCCUUUUACUGUACCCGUGGAGGCCGGGCCUGGGCUCGUACACACCACUGGACCACCCUUGGAAACUGUGCUUCUGGCAGCUGAGAAAAGGCCUUUGGCCAGAGCCCAGGGAGCUGUGAAGUGUGAGAGCCCAGUGACGACGUUGUGGGCGCAGAACGAGCUGCCAGAUUUUGGAGGCAACGUCCUUCUAGCCCCAGCUGCUCCUGCGUUGCAUGUGCCUGUGAAACCACAGCCAUCUGAAGUGAUUCAGCCUCCAGAUGAGGGCGUGUCUGCUCCACAGGCCCGGCAGCCAGGCUCUGGCCUCCCUCUGCAGAGUGGGGACAGCAUCGGUGCUUCUGAGAACCUCGAGAAUCCUCCCAAGAUGGGAGAAGAGGAGGCCCUCCCAUCACAGGCAAGUUCUGGCUAUGCCAGUCUGUUAUCCUCACCACCCACUGAAUCUUUGCAGAAUCAACCAGUCUUGAUCGCCCAGCCUGAUCAAAGCUAUAAUUUGGCUCAGCCCAUUAACUUUUCUGUGUCCUUAUCAAGUCCUAAUGAGAAGAAUCAGCCCUGGAGAGAUGCUUUGAUUGGGGAUAAACCCUCCACAAGCAGCCGGGCUGUGGGGGGUGACUCUGGAGACAGCGCUCCUGUGUCUGGGAUCGUGGCUGGCUCUCUCACCCGCUCGCCUCUGCCCAGCAGUCUCAUGCAAAGUAGUUUUCCACAAGUUCCUGGCACUUUGGAAAUAGUUUCUAAUCAACCUGCUAAUUUGCUGGUUCAGCCACCACCUCAUCCAGUUCCAAAGAACUUGCUUCCAGAAAACCAAAAGAUUCAUAAUGUGGAGAACGUUCUUCCCGAGUUGGUCAGUAGCCCUGCUGGAAGCAUAGGCAUGAUGUUAGUGCCACCUGCAAAUGCUACCUCAGUACCUGCUGGUAAUAAGGCAGAUCACUCCAGUAAUCGGGAAGAAACUGCCGGAGCCCUAGACUUUGCGCCUAAUAGGACUUUGGAAAAUCCUCUAAGAAUGUAUAGCCCGUCCCAUUCUGACAGCUCCGCUUGUCCACACACUGUCAGCAGUCAUCCUAGACAACCGGGGCCUGGGCCACAUAACCCAGACUAUUUCUACCAACAGGUGACAAAAGAUGCUCAGGACCAGUGUGGCCUAGAGAGAGCCCAGCAGGAGCCCGCACCACCUCCCCCACAAGGGCCCAAAGCAGCAUGUUCAGAACCUUCAAACCCAGGAAGUCCACCCAUACAGGGUCAGCCCCAAAACUCGGUCCCACCACCUGCAAGUCCAGCUCCGGCUGACACGGGUCAGCAGUUGCCGCCGCCGCGGCCACCUCGGUCCUCCAGCGCAUCUGUUGUGUCCACCAGCUCGAGCCAGGCAGCUGUGCGGUCGGACCAGCACUGGCUGCAGCCGCCGCCUCCAGACUUGGCAUCUUAUUAUUAUUACAGAGCCCUGUACGAUGGCUACCAAUCCCAUUACCCAUCACCCUACCCGCCGGAUCCUGGCACGGUCUCCCUCUAUUAUCAGCAGGACAUCUACGGCCUGUAUGAGCCCAGGUACAGGUCCUACGAUAGCGCGGCGCCUGCUUAUGCUGACAGCUACCGCUACCCCGAGCCUGAGCGACCCAGCUCCCGAGCAAGUCACUGCUCAGACCGGCCAUCUGCCAGGCAGGGGUACCCCGAAGGUUACUACAGUUCCAAAAGUGGAUGGAGCAGUCAAAGUGACCGCUAUGCAGAUUGUUACUCCGGCCAGUAUGAUUAUGGAGACCCAGGUCGCUGGGAGCGGUACCACUAUGGUUCCAGAUUCCGGGAUCCCCGCACCUGUGACCGGAGGUAUUGGUAUGAUGCUGCUGAAUACGAUCCGUACAGGAAAGAAAGUUAUGCUUAUGGCGACAGGACCGAGAGGUAUGAUGACCCCUGGAGAUAUGACCCUCGCUUCACUGGCAGUUUUGACGAUGACCCUGAGCCCCACAGGGACCCUUAUGGGGAAGACGUGGACAGGCGCAGCGUGCACAGCGAGCGCUCGGCCCAGAGCCUGCGCAGCAGCUUCAGCUCCCACUCCCGUCAGAGUCAGGUUUACAGAAAUCAUGGUGUGACUGCUGCUUCCUACGAGGCCCCGCCUCCCCCCGGCUCCUUGCCUGGCGAUUAUGCCUACGGCGCCUAUGGCAGCAAUUUUGGCAGUGCCCAGGGCUUCCCAGAGUACGGCUACCCUGCUGAAGGUGGCUGGCCUGCCACGGAGCAAGCUCCAUCAAGACCAACUUCCCCGGAGAAGUUCUCCGUGCCUCAUGUCUGUGCCAGGUUCGGUCCUGGGGGCCAGCUCAUUAAAGUGAUCCCAAAUCUGCCUUCCGAAGGACAGCCUGCGCUGGUUGAGAUUCACAGCAUGGAGACCUUGCUGCAGCACACGCCGGAGCAGGAGGAGCUGCGCUCGUUCCCAGGACCACUUGGCAAAGAUGAUACCCAUAAAGUGGAUGUUAUUAAUUUUGCACAGAAUAAAGCUACAAAAUGUUUGCAGAAUGAAAAUUUAAUUGACAAGGAGUCUGCAAGUCUUCUUUGGAAUUUUAUCGUUCUCUUGUGCAGACAGAAUGGGACUGUGGUGGGAACAGACCUUGCGGAGCUUUUGUUACAAGACCACAAAACCGUGUGGCUUCCUGGGAAGUCACCCAACGAGGCCAACCUGAUUGAUUUUACUAACGAGGCUGUGGAGCAAGUGGAGGAGGAGGAGUCCGGGGAGGCCCAGCUCUCGUUUCUCACUGACAGCCAGGCAGCCAGCAGCAGUGCUCUUGAGAAGGAGACCGAGAGGUUCCGGGAGCUGCUGCUAUAUGGCCGCAAGAAGGAUGCUUUAGAGUCUGCAAUGAAGAAUGCCUUAUGGGGUCAUGCUCUGUUACUUGCAAGUAAGAUGGAUAGCCGGACACACGCCCGCGUCAUGACCAGGUUUGCCAACAGUCUUCCCAUCAACGACCCUCUGCAGACAGUGUACCAGCUGAUGUCAGGGCGGAUGCCUGCCGCAUCCACGUGUUGCGGAGAUGAGAAGUGGGGAGAUUGGAGGCCACAUCUUGCUAUGGUUUUGUCCAACCUGAGCAGCAAUGUGGAUGUGGAGUCCAGGGCGAUGGCCACCAUGGGUGACACUCUGGCUUCAAAAGGUCUCUUAGAUGCUGCACACUUUUGCUACCUCAUGGCCCAGGUCGGAUUGGGAGUUUAUACAAAGAAAACCACAAAACUCGUCUUAAUUGGAUCGAACCACAGUUUGCCGUUUUCAAAGUUUGCAACCAAUGAAGCUAUUCAGAGGACAGAAGCCUAUGAAUAUGCCCAGUCUCUUGGGGCACAGACCUGCUCCUUCCCCAAUUUCCAGGUGUUCAAGUUCAUCUACUCGUGCCGCCUGGCUGAGAUGGGGCUGGCCACACAGGCCUUCCAUUACUGCGAGGUGAUUGCCAAGAGCAUCCUGCUGCAGCCCCACAAGUACUCGCCCGUGCUCAUCAGCCAGCUGGCUCAGAUUGCAUCCCAGCUGCGGCUCUUUGACCCACAGCUGAGAGAGAAGCCGGAGGAGGAGUCCUUUGUUGAGCCUGCCUGGCUGGCCCAGCUGCACCGCGUGGACAAGCAGGUCAAGGAGGGUGCCACAGUGUGGAGUCAGGAUGGGACCUUCCCCCAGCGCUGCCCCAGCACACCGAGCUCCGAGGCAGGGCACUACGAUGGCCCAGCGCUCGCCCAGCCAGGGGGCCCGGGCACCAGCAAUCCGCUACUGGCGCCGCCCGUGCCCAGCGCUGAGCACUUUGGCCAGGGUGUGCGGCUGCUGCCUUCAGCUCCGUCAACGCUCCCUGCCAGCCAGCCAGUCGUCCCUGCCAGGGUGCCACUGUUCCCGGUGCUGCCACCUGAGGGCCCUGUUGAGCUGGGGCCUAGCUGUGGACCCCAAGGGGCUGCCCUUGGCUUUCCAGAGCCCUCUGGGCCUGACCCUGUGGCUCCGUACCUGGGGCCUGGCCUGCCACCUGGUGUGCCACCUCUGCAGGGAAGUGAGCAGGAGGCCAGGACCCAGGACCCAGGGGUGUUGCCACCAGAGGCGCUUGGUAGAAACUCACUUCUGGAGCUGAGAGAAGAGGGUUUUGGUGGAAAAUUUGCUAAUCUGGGCCCCUCCAGGAUGUCCCAGGACUCUGAGGUCCCUCCAGGGUGGGAGUGUGCCAGCUCAGGUGCUCUGCAGCCACCACUGACGUCCGCUCCCGAAGUGAAGAGACCUACACAAGCAGCCAGGAAAGAGGCCAAGGAGCCUAAGAAGAGUAGUGAAUCCUGGUUCUUCCGUUGGCUCCCGGGGAAAAAAAGGACAGAAGCUUAUUUGCCAGACGACAAGAACAAAUCGAUCGUCUGGGAUGAAAAGAAGAACCGGUGGGUGGAUGUAAAUGAGCCGGAGGAGGAGAAGAAGGCUCCGCCCCCACCACCAGCCUCGCUCCCCAAGGUUCCGCUUGCUGGGCCCCCUGGUCCUGGAGGGCCCCCGAGGGCCUCUGUGAACAUGUUUUCUAGGAAAGCAGCAGCUGGAGCCAGAGCACGCUACGUGGACGUUUUAAACCCAGGGGGCCCUCAGCGGAGCGAGGCAGCUCCUGCUCCUGCAGAGUUUUUUGCUCCUCUUGCCCCGCUCCCGAUUCCUCCUCACUUGUUUGGACCAAAUGCAGACGCAGAGGAAGCCCCACCCGCAGAGGGGGCCGCAGGGGGUUCGGCCAACCCAGAACCUGCCUCAGAGCCCCAGGUGUUUAGCUCGGCGGCGGACACUCCCCGGUCCUGAGCUCCCACCUGCCCACGAGGACAGCUCCCAAGGAGGAGAGGCUCCCAGCGACCACGCCCCUGCAGGGGGCGUUCCCGGGCCAGCCAUGCCUUUCUACAGCCCUGCUCCCUUUGCACAGGCCUCUGCCACCUCGGGAGGCUCAAGGAUGGGGAGGACUGGCCAGAGGAAGUACCCAGUGUUGAGCUAGGAGAGUCCCCAUCCUGGAGCCGUAUCCUGAAGCCUGAAAUCCUUAUAAUGCUCCACCAAGAACUCCAACAGACCACCUGCAGCAUCCCUGUGUUCCUGGAUGGGCAGCUGUGUCUCCACGUGACAUAGUCGCUCUUCCUCCACCGCUUCUGUCCCUGAAGGAUGGCCCAAGUCAGGUGCAGCUCCAGAAGGACGCUGGCUGGGACGGGAGCUCUCCGGCUCUGUCAUCUUUCACCUAACAGUGACUUAAGGGUCAGACAGGCUCAGUUGUGGAAGAGUGUCAUGCUGGGUGGGGCUGGAGGCAUUUUUGUUACAGGAAGGACUUCGCUCUUGAGGAACCCGGGUGUCUCUGAGAACCUAACCAUGCACAGUGAACAGCGAGCCUUGGGUCCAGGGGAGGCUCUGCUGCCCGCCUGUGGCCCUGGGAGGUCCUUUCUGCAUCAAAGCCCUCAAGGAAAUGUGGACUUGGUUUAGCAAGAAUUCGGUUAGCUUUUGAGGGAGGCCCGAAUCGCUGAAGUGCAUCUCCAUCCGGUAGCAAAGACGUUUCCAGCUUCUUCUGUCUGUGUCCCAUGCAACCCAGGGGGACUGGCUUUGCCCGUGCACGAGGGGUGGCCCUGUCUUUCCCACCCGGGACCAGUCCACGUUAACCCACCGGUACUAAAACUGUCACCACAACAAAUCUGAUUUGGGUGUUUUCCAUAUGUGAGUAGUGGGAUUAGGUUCCUCGGGGAACCGCUAGGGAUGGCCACGCUGCCUGUGCCAGAGUCACGACUGGUCCUCACGGUGCCAUCCACUUGCCUUGCUUUCUCAGGGGGUGGUGACAUCUUGAAGAGAGGGGUGGAAAAUACUUCUUGACUCGUGCUCUGCAUCUAAGGUUCUGCCUCUGUUCUACCCACCCCAGCAUCUUCUGCAGGCAGCGUGCUGACUGCAGUCACAGGAAACCAGAAGGGAGAGCCCUCCCCCUGGACUCCAAGCUUUACGGCUUCAUCGACUGUUCCUGAAAUUAUUCACAUUCUUGUUAAGUCUGAAGAGACUGCAGAAAAGAUUUAAAUAUUUAUAAGAAUCAUUAGGAAAUAAUUUCUGUAGGUUCUGCUGGGGAACGUAGUUUGCUUGGUGUUUUAAAUCUGAGUACAGAAACGGUAAAAACGUGGAAUUCGCGCAGGCCUCCCCAUUUCCCCGGGACCCUGGGUCCUCCAGGAAAGGCCACUGAAGGUUUCCCGUGUGUCGCCUACAGGCAGGCUCAAUACAUCUGUUCCUGUCACUUUGAGAGAGUCCGGGUUGAAGGGGCAGCAUCCUUGCGUCCCUUGGUGCGCAGUGGGGGUCCUGGGCCCCCAGACCUUCCCGGCGCCCUCGGCAGCCCCCCCAUCUGGCCUGCCCACCGUUGUCUGCGCCGACUUCCACCGACUUUUGGUUCAAGAAGCUCCCUUCCGGGCCGGCGGGAGCUGUUAUUUUCCUAAGUGCAAAUUGUUACACUGCAAAUUGGUAAAUAAAGUAUUUUGCGCUCGCAGGCGCUAUCA